UGACCGACAGGAUAUCAAAUACAUUUUUUCAACAAGGCAAUGUGAUUGAUAGCCAUUUUGAAGAGCCUUUUGUUGGUGUUUUGUGAAUGUUUUCAUGUAAUUUUUUGCAUUAUCUAGUAGAAAGAAAUUUGUAUGAGCACCAGGAAGCCAUAGUUUUAGUAAAAGGCCAAAUCGUGUUGACUUAUCGUGAAUGUGUUGUUUGUUUGGGGAAGAAGCAUUGUGGAAAAAAAAAAACCGGAAAGAACAGUCAUAUUUUACUCUUGUUUUAAUUUUCUUUGUAAAUAAUUUUUAUAAUUUGUCAAGACAAAAAGUGAUAAAAGUCAGUGUUUUAGAUUAUUUCAGUGAAGUGUUACAGAUUUAUCGUUUAUUUACGUCGCGUGUUUUGUUGUACGUAAAAUUUAGAUCGCCACAAGAUGGCCGCCAUAGGAUGCCCGCUCCGCCAAAACCCGCUCGUGGGGCCCGAUGUGUCAUCAGCCAGCGAGCGCCUCGCGGAUGUGCUGUAAGCCGGCGUCGGCCGCGGAGCCGAGCGUUCCGGUCGCUUUCGGCGAGGUUCCAUUCCAUACAAUGGGAUUUCGCUCGAGGCGCCAAAAUAUGAUGGGUGUUGACACAAGUCUGAUACCGUACCGUUACUCUGACGGCUGCACAAAAUAAUCGUUGACAAAAAUGAGCGAGCCAGACGACGUCGGCAAAGAAGAGUGGAAGCGAUGGAUAUUGGACGCGAUUCACAAAAUUCGGGCGCAAAAACAGAGGCCCAGUGUGGAGAGAAUAUGUCAUGCAAUUAGGCAGCACCAUAACUAUCAUGAGGACGUUGUUACGGAGCGUUUGGAAAGCGCAGUGCGCGAGGGUGUCGUGUUGAAAGUGUAUAAUAAAGGGCAGAGCUCGUACAAGGACCCUGGAGGUUUCCAGAGCAAGACAUUGCGGGUGUCGGCGGACACGGACCUUUCGCGGGCUGUGGCCAAAGCAGUGCGGGAGUUGUGUGAACGAGAGGGUUCUACGCUGAAAUCCAUUGAGAGACAUUUGCGGCAAGCGUACCAAGUGUCAGUGCCCCCUGAGGUUGACAUCAAAAACAUUUUAAGGUCGGCAGCGAAGAGAGCAGUGGCUAGGGGUCUGCUUACCCAUCAGGCGGGAGCGUAUAAGCCCACUGAUAAGUCUACUGAGCGAAGUAGUAUAAAAAAAUCUAAACAACAACAACAAGCACCAGAAGAAGUUGUUGAAGAGCCAAAGGAAAGUCCACCAGUCCAAGUUGGUGUGCCGGUUUGUUCCGAGUGCCUGGGGACGGACCUGAGGAAUGGGCUAGGGGCGGUGGAAGCCUUGAUCUGCUGCCAACAGUGCAAGUCUUAUGCCCACCCCACCUGCCUCAACCUUUUGGAGCACGUGAACCAGACUACUAUCAAGUCGCUGCGCUGGUCGUGCGGCGCGUGCUCGUGGUGCUCGGCCUGCGGCGCGGCGGGCGGCUGGUGCGCGCGCUGCCGGGCCUGCGCGCGGACCGCGCACCCCGCCUGCGCGCCGCCGCCCUGGCGCUGCGCCGCCUGCGCGCUGCCCGCCAACACAGCGCCCGUAGCGCACCAUAAAAAGUCCGGCAUGGGCGGCACGCCGCGGGGCCGCAAGCCGCGCACGCCGCGCCGCGCCGCGUCCGACGACGAGCCCUCCGACGGUAAUGCCCCGCCGGGGCCGGCGCGCGCGCCCGAACAGAGAAUGUCCAAGGAGAAACAAAAGUUCUUUAGGUUCUCCGCGUUCAACCUCGUCGAGCGCCGCCGCCGCGACUCCUCCAGCGAGUGGGAGCGCUGGGGCGGCGUGCGCGUCACGCGCGUGCAGCGCCUCGAGCUGCGCCUGCACGAGCGCUCGCGUUCCCCCUCCCCGUCCCCGUCCCCCUCCCCCUCCCCGUCCCCAUCCCCCUCCCCGUCCCCUUCCCCCUCCCCCUCCCCGUCCGCCACGUCGUCCGCCAGCACGUCACCGCCCGCGCUGCCCGCGCCCGACCGCUACUGCACCGUGUUCGAGCGCCUCGCCGCCGACACCGCGCCCGACGGCGCCUGGGGCUUCGCCGCGGAGGCGCGCAAGCAGCGCCCUGAGCCGCCGAAGCCCGCCGCGCCCGGCCGGCGCCGGCGCAGCCGCUGCGGCGACCGCCUGCUCACGACGCUGUUCGACGGCCUCUCGGAGUUCUACUCGGUGCGCACGGCGUCGCGCUCGCAGUCCCGCGCGCGCGCCCCGCCGCGCGAGACCCGCGAGGAGUCCGAGGAGCGCCAGGUGCUCAAGGAGACGCGGAGCACGUUCCGGCGGUACCAGGCGUCGCUCCGCCGCAGCCGCGGGCGAAGCCGGGAGCGCAGCAGAGAGCGAAGCAGAGAGCGGACUCGAGAGCGGAGCCGAGAGCGGAGCCGGUCGCGGCCGCCGGAGCGCGCGCGGUCCCGCAGCCGGCCGCGGCCGGCGAGGCCCGCGGCGCCAGUGAGACACAUUGAGAGUUGCGAACCCGCCGAGACUGAGGAGGCCACGGAGACCGUAGAGACUUUGGAGCGCGGCGCUCAUAGGGACCCCUGCGUGGGCCCGCGGCUGUCGGCGUCGGCGCUGGUGCGGCGGCUGGCGGCCUGCAAGCGGGCCGGGGCGGGCGAGGACGCCAAACUGUGGCGCGGGCUGCUGGCGAGGCCGGCCACCAAUCAGACGGUAUCCACACAUGCACUUUCGCUCGCGCUUCUCGUGUUGAGGCGUGAAUGUUCAUCGUCGGACUCUUCGACGGCCGGCGAGCUCGGUGCCGAAGUGGCCGUCCGUCGAAAAGUCCUCACGUACUCAGAGAGCAAGCGGCUGCCGGCCGGCGUCACGGAAGCCGACGCGGAACUCUUCAACCAGGCCAAGGCGGCUGCAAGUACGGCCCCCGAGGUGGACCUACCGCCCGCCCGGCCCCCCGGGACCCCCGCCCGGCCCCCCGGGACCCCCGCCCGGCCCCCCGGGACCCCCGGCCCGGGGACCCCCGCCGCCACGCCGGCCCCCCUCCAGGCGGCCCCCCGCUGCCCGUCCGCGAUCGAGUUCGGCCAGUGGGAGAUUGAGACCUGGUACUCUAGCCCCUUCCCGCAGGAGUAUGCCAGGUUACCAAAAUUGUUCCUGUGCGAGUUCUGUCUAAAGUACGCAAAGAGUCGAGCAGUUUUAAUGCGGCAUUUGGACAAGUGUCUCUGGCGGCAUCCACCGGCCACUGAAAUCUACCGCUGUGGGGACAUCUCGGUUUUCGAAGUAGACGGCAACGCCAACAAAAUCUACUGCCAGAACCUCUGUCUCCUCGCCAAGCUGUUCCUCGACCACAAAACGCUCUACUACGACGUCGAACCUUUCCUAUUCUACGUCCUGACAAAGAACGACAGCAAAGGAUGCCACCUGGUUGGAUACUUUUCGAAAGAGAAACACUGCCAGCAGAAGUAUAACGUGUCCUGCAUCAUGACGAUGCCGCAGUACCAGAGACAGGGCUACGGGAGGUUUCUCAUCCAUUUUAGUUAUUUACUGUCAAAAGAAGAGGGACAACCCGGGACCCCAGAAAAACCUCUGUCGGACCUCGGAAGAGUCUCCUACCACGCCUAUUGGAAAUCUGUUAUCCUCGAAUUCCUGCACGAUCACAAGGACAAACACUUCACGUUUGAAGAUAUCGCGCACACGACAGGAAUGCACAUGAACGACAUUGCAGUCACGUUUCAGCUCUUGGGCUUUGUAAGAUAUAUACCUAAUAAUGAUUCUAUGAAAUUAGGACUUUGUAUAGACUGGAAUAGAGUAGAUAAUCAUGUGAAAAGAGUGACCAGUAGACAGCGGUUGGAAAUCGAUCCUGAAUGCUUGAGAUGGACGCCGCUGUUAGCGCCGACCGUAAAUCCGUUCAGAUCUCCCGAGGAGGGCUCCGUGGACCAAGACACAAAUGACGAAACGGAAAUGAAAACGGAGAGCGAAGAUACCGCAACGGAGACCGAAACUUUAGCACCCAAACCUGUGGUAAAGACUAAAGAGAAAGUUGAAAAAGAAUCUACGGAAGUGCCCGUGGAGGUUACCUCAUCUGGCAGGAGACGAACGAGACCAUUGAAAUAUAGCGAAGCCACGUACCAAACCACGCCCACGCCACUCGAGGGUGGUCGGAAAAGAAAACGUGAUCUCAAUGCUAAGCUCUCGGAAUCUAACGCCGACGAGGACAAGAAGGACGAGGAAACGCCGAGAAGACAGAGAAGUAAAAGCGUUUCAAGAAGAUCUUCUAGAGUCGUCCAGAAUGAAGCCAGCGAGGAGCCUAAUGUCGCCAGGAACAGAAGACAAAGUAUUAAAGAGCCUACCUACGCUUCCGACAGCCAGGAGAGUCAGGAAGAUAGCUCUAUUGUUGUUAAAACCCCAGUCUCGAAUCCAGUUAAACCUAAGGCUAAGAGAAAAAUUGCGUACAAAGGUCGUCAAAGAAAGCGACAAAAAGUUAACAAAUCUCCCAAAGGCAGAACUAGCUCGCCGGUGGCGAAAAAACCGAAGUUGGCGGAGAGUAAAGCGGAAACAAACGAUUACAAAACUGACGAAUCUAUGGAGGAGCCCGAGAAAAUGGCCGUUGUUGCAGACGAGGAGUGUCCAGAAUCUCCGAAAGUUCAAAGCAGCGAGAAGCCCGAGGAGAAAGCUAAAGAUUCUGAGGCUAGCUCGGAGGACUCGUCGGGCGAAGCUGACGAUGAAAUGGACGUCGAGGAAGGCGAGGACAGGAGAAGCGUUCCCUGCAAGCCCGCCACGCCGCGACACGUCGAGGAGAACAGCACGGAUCAUCACACCAGCGAUAUGGAGCUCGACAGCAUCCAUAUGGCCUCCCCCAAAUCGAUAGAAGAUAAGGACCAAGUAAUUAACGAAACUUCCACUAACGAGGAGUCUCAAAAGGAUGCCCCUGAACCUGAAAACACAACUGACGACGCCGGUGUGGUGAAUAAUGACACCGCCGACGCGAAGUCAGCGCCAAAAGACUUAGAUGAAAAGAAAGUGCCUGAAAUUAGAAACGGCGACAUGAAGUCGCCUACUAAGCCAGUUAUCGAUGAUAAAGAUACAAUAGUUAUUUCGGAAUCCGAUGACAAUAACAGUCAGAGUUGUCCACUGCCAUCGCCCAAACCGAACGUGGUGGCGCCGGUGCCGCAGAGUAAUGAUAAUAAACCCAAAGAAAUAGAAGAAAACGAUAGCCCUUCUAAGGUUAUACCUGUGGUGUCCACCGAGAACGCCCACAUAGUUUUAGAUCCUAAGGUCCAAGAGGAGGUCAACAUUAUUAGAAGUCCGCUAGAAAACAAUACGACCCCUAAAACUCAUCAAAUAGAAACCAUAGUUGUAGAAGGAGAAUCGGAUACGACGAAUUCUCCGUGUAUAUCGCCUAGGAAAAUAGAUAAAUCAGUUAUUAGUGAAUCGCCCAAGCCGAAGAAAUCUCCAGAAACUAUGAACAUGGACGCUUCGAGUGAGAUAAAAAAGUGCGAAAUGAGAAAAGAAACUGUGAUUCAGCAUCAAACCGUAGACGAAACUAAGACAGAUAAGAAAUCUCCUACUAAAAUAGAAUCUAUCAUACAGAACUUGGAUCCGCAAAGGGAGCUGCCCAUUAAUAUUAAGAAAUUAGAACCGCCCAAGCUAGAUUCGUUCGUAGAUGCGGAUAUUAGGAAUAAGGUUCCGAACCAAAACUCGAUAACGAUAAGCAAGGAGGGCGAGCUUCCCUUUCGGAACGACUUGCUGAACACGAGGAAGGACGAGAUCGUCAUCACGAGGAGCAUAAUCGAGUCGAACAUGCCGCCUUUUCCGACGCCAGUGAGCAACUCGAUGACCAUCCAGCAGAUCAACAGCGCGCAACACUCCUUCCUCAACCACCGCGCCGCCGUCAGCAAGGAGUCGCAAGCUGUGCAGACUGACAAGGCCAUGCUCAAGACCAGCGAGCCUGGCCGCAGCCUUAACAUGGCCGACUCCACUCCCGUGAUCAGCAAGACCACCAAACUAGAAGUGCCUCACCCCAUCACGUCGCCCAUAAUCAACCCCGUGAUACCCAAAGUUCCGAACGUUACCGAUAUCAGUUUUUUACCGCGAUGCCAGAGCGCUAACGCCGCCGUUAACUUAGGAAUGGAGAGAAACGACUUAGAAAAUAGUUUCGCGAGCAGUAGCGCCAUACAGAAUUCGUUGACGGGGUCCAUGAACAUCGUCCAGUCGACGUCCCAGGACAAAAACGAUCCGAAUUUAAAACCUCGAGAGAAGAGCAAACUCCGCGACGUUCGAGUGAACUCGGCGCACAGCAAACUCGAGAAAACCGAUAAGAAACCGUCGAAAAACGACACGCCGAGAAGCACGCCGGAGCCGAAGAUGUUUUUUCCGGAGCAAAGUACAAACGCAAGGAAGCCGGAGACGUCCGUUCCUAUAAACGUGAUCAACUCGGUGACCGUCAGCAAGACAGAGGCGAAGACGACCGCCGAGGCGCCGAAGAAGCAGGAUUUUUUUAAGAAGGAUAAGGCCAGCUCCGCCAAAUGCGACUCGAAAAACGCCUCGGUCAAGCACGACAAGAGCUGCACGGCGCAGCUGAACCUCAAGGCGGAUCAGAACGACACCAAUAAAGCCUUGCCCAAGUUCAAGUACGAUAAUGAGCUGAUCCCGAAGGCGGACUACUCGAUGAACCAGAUCCCAAACUACCACACCACGCACGCGCAGUACCAGUGGGCGCCGUGGGACGCCGCGCGCCUGCAGGGCACGUGGGACCCCAACCGGUUCCUGGAGAUGAAGAACAGCGACAAGAACUACCUCGACAAGUUUCAAGGCUUCAAUUUGCCGCACCUCGAUCCGGUGCAGAAGUCGCCGCAGAAGCUGCACACGAAAUACGACCAGAAGGACUUCCACAACAUCGCGUACGGACCUCUAUCAACCGUGUACUCGGGUCUGCCUCACUUCAAGGAGACCAAGGGUCCGGCUAAAUCCGAGUGCUCGCAGAAGAACGACUGCAAGCCGUCGAAGCAGUCGAAAACGACCACCGCGUGUCAAACGCAGUGCGAGCCGAAGAAGUCUCAGUCGCAGAGCUCGGCGGAGGCGCAGAUCAAGCAGAUGAUGCAGCGGCAGGCGAAGCAGCAGGAGCAGACCAACUGCGCUGAGUACCGCCAGCAGUCUCCUCAAGUUAUGACGUCGCCGGGCUGUAAAACUUACACGCAGAACGGGCCGUGCGAGAAGACUGACGUCGAGAAGAAAUCUCGGAAGAAGGACGACACGCCUAAAGAGAAAGAAGAGAUGUGUGAAGCGGCGAGUCCGGCGCUGCAAUCGAUGGGCGUUUACACGCCGGAUUCGACCAGCAAUUCGGUUCAUUCGGUGCAGUAUGGGAAUUGCGAGUUGGACGUGAGCCAGUUAGGGCUGGAGUCGCCGACGAGCAUCGGGUCGGACCUGGCGUCGCCGUGUUCCAUGAUGCACAUGCACCCGGCGCCCAGCCCGCAGUACCCGCACUCGUCCAUCCACAUCCCUUCCAUCAUGACGCAGCCCAACCAGCCGCCCAAGCAGCAGAAGAUCAACAAUCGGAAUAGGAACAACGCGGCAAGCAGCAACAGUGGCGGUGCUUUAGCACAGGGUGAGAACAAACUUCGCGGUGCCGCCACGCCACCCGCGCGACACCGCGCUACGCCACCUGCUCACCAGCCUCACGGCGGCGUGGCGAUGGGCGCGGCGAGCGGCGGCGGCGGCGGCUACCAGGGCGGCUACCUGUCCUUCCAGCAGCAGCAGCAGUACCACGGCGGCGGCUGGCCCGCGCCGUCCUGCAGCCUGGCCAAGCUGCAACAGAUGGCCGAGCACCACCCGCCGCACUCGCAGCAGUACGCGCAGCAGUCAGCCACGCCGCCGAGCGGCGCGACGUCGUCGGCGCACUACCACGCCGCCGCCAAGUACUACGCGCCGCACAACCAGCUCGACUCGCCGCGCAACACACGGAACACCUCCAGCAACCUCAGCCCGAUGCAGCACAUGCAAAUGGCGCCUGGCUCACGCAUGUCGCCGAAUCUCAACACUCACAUCAUCAGCCAGUACGGGCUCAACGGGUACCGCGUGCCGCCGCAGCAGCAGUUCAACAACCUGCCCGUGCAGAUGAUGAAUGUGCAACCAGCACAGUACCCAGCGCCAGACGCGCGCGCGCAACAGCCAAAUGUGUAUUACGGGUAUAUAAACCCGCCGCCGCCGCUCGCCAUGCAGCCGCUGAACUCGUCUAUGCGCCGGUAGCGCGACCCCGCCGCGCCCGACGCGCCUGCGGGGCACGCGUGACGCGGCGACCCCGACCGGUCUGUUCUCAGAUCAUCUGGGUGAGAAGUGGAGUCCAAGCGACACGACCCCGAUUGGUCUGUUCUCAGAUCACCCGGGUGAUCAAAGUGGACCCCAACCGGUCUAUUCUCAGAACACCCGGGUGAUCGAAGUGGAAUCGGAGCGACAUGACCCCGACCGGUCUGUUCUCAGAUCACCCGGGUGAGAAGUGGAGUCUAAGCGACACGACCCCGAAAGGUCUGUUCUCAGAUCACCCGGGUGAGAAGUGGAGUCCGAGCGACACGACCCCGAUUGGUCUGUUCUCAGAUCACCCGGGUGAUCAAAGUGGACUCCGAGCGACAGUUUGGUGUCUUUCGACAACCUAUGGACAAGACCUGGGUGAUCAAAGUGAACUCUAGAGCGACAAUUUGGUGUCCAUUGAUCACCCAUGGAUAAGAUGACCUGGGUGAUCAAAGUGAACUCCAAGCGAUAAGUUGGUGUCCUUUGAUCACUAGGGUGGUCCUUAUUUUUCGACUUUUGAAUUAUCCCCGGGGCACUUUCUUAUUCGAUUAUAUACCUCUAAAUAUGAAAUUAGCUUUUUUUGUUUUUUUUUUAGUUAAGAUUUAGAGGUCGCUACCAGCUGUCAAAAUAUUUACAAAAGCUUUGAAAAUCUUAAAUCAUGGUUUCAUAAAUGUUUUAUUUAAGUGUUUAUAUCACAUUUUACGUGCAAAUGAACAUCGCUUAGAUAGAAUAGACAAUCGCUUCUUGUCCCCUUCUCCCCUCAACCCCUCUUCUAUACCGACCAUGGUACCGACGCGUCGAGAUACUAACAAGUAAACUCUUAUAUCUUAAAAAUAAUUGAUUCAAAUAUGUACAUUGUACAUAAUAAUCUUAGUUCAUAGCAACAACAAUAAUUUUGUAAUAUUUUUAUUUGGCUUUGGCUUUAAAAAUGAAUGAAUCUAACAAAUACAGAUUUAGUUUUUACUUAAAAUUCAAACCUUGGUAGCGACCCCUAAAUGUCUUUUAAAAAUUAAAAAAAAAAUAAUGAAAGACUUUCAUAUGGUAUAUAUUCAAAUUACGUGGUGCCCCGCAAAAUAUAAGAAAAAAAAAUUUUUUCGUAGGAAUAAGGACCACCCUAUUGAUCACUCAUGGAUAAGAUGGCCUGGGUGAUCAAAGUGGACUCCAGUUAAAUUAUUAUUUUAGCUUCCUUUGAUCACCUAUAAAUAAAUCACACCUGUGAUUAGUCACUCACAUGUCCAAUUUGUUUGUUGCGAUUUUUUAGAAAUAUGUAACAACAACAAAACAAACAACAAUUGGACAUGUGACUAUUCAGAGGAAGUCUGAUUUAUUUAUAGGUGAUCAAAGGAAACUAAAAUAAUUAUUUAACUGGAGUCCACUUAGAUUACCCAGGUUAACUUAUCCAUGGAUGAUCAAAGGACACCAAGUUAUAGCUUGGAGUUCACUUUGAUCACCUGGGUGAUCAAAUCCAGGUGAUCAAAGUGGAAUAGACCCCCCGACCGGCUGAGGCAUAGUACAAACUGAACGGUUAAGAUAGUCUGUAUAUAGCGUAAUUUAACGAACGUUAACACCACUUCGGUUGCCUUAUCCCUCGGGUGAGAACACUUUUGUUGUAACGGUGUAAUUGUAACGGCAGCUUUGUUAUAGUUUUGUAUCAUAUGUAUGUAAUCGUUUCUCUCCGAGAAAGCACCCGUACCCCAUAUGGAAGCUGAGUAAAGUACAAAAUUGCAGUUAAUGAUGUAUUUAAAUCUUUUUACAGUAAUGACGUCGUCAGCGAAAAGUAGCAUAAUUAUAUAGUGCAAUAAUCGUAGAACUGCGUGUUUUAUAUAUUGGCGUAACGAAAGUAUUCGGCUCACUCUGUGAGAGUACUGUGAUAACUGACGGUUGGACAGUGGUCUAAUGGGCGUGUGCUUAAAUCAUAAAUUAAUAUAUUACUUAAUUUCCAAAGAGAUAAUGUUAAGUCUUUGGUUACGUUUUAAAUAAGUGCAAUGUUUUCGAAUCGCAAAUUGUACUUUCUGAUGUAAAGAUUCUUUUGAAACUCAUUUUAUAUGUAUAUCCUGUUUACGUUGUGAGGUUUAGCGGGCACACGCGUCGUAGUUGUAAAUGAUUGUACAGUCGGCGUUAACGUUAAUUUUAUACAGUAAGAUCCAGAUAGUGUUUUUGUCUGUUCUUGAAGUGCCUCUUUCUCGUCCCGUCUGCUUGUGUUCCAGUGUAAGAUAUUGUAAAUGUAACGCUUCAUUAACACAUGAGCUCGUAAAUAAUUUAGCAUAUUUGUAUGAUACGGUUUAGUUCUAUGGACGUUGACGUGUAGCGGCCAGCAGCGCGCCGCCUGUGGCGAGCCUAAGGAAAGUUAUUUUUUAUAUUCCUUUACCCUGAUAGGUUUUAAUAUUUUUUUAUUAUGAUAACUUCUUUGUUUUACGCUUUGCUUAAGGAUUAUGUUCGUGUUAUCCCAGUAAUUUAUUGCCAAAUGUUAUUAACACUGACUUUGCGAUUAUGUUAAGUAUUUUAGGUUAUUGUGUUAGACCUGACGCGAGCGCCGCGUGGAGGCGCGGGCCGCGGCGUGGCCUCGCUCUCGGUGAAUUAUUUUGUAAGAUCUGCCCCUCUAAGGUUAUGAUUAUGAAUGUUAUUUGUUACUAAUGUGUAGUAUAAAAUAUUGUAAAUACAAUAACAGUAAGAACAUGUAGCAGGUGUUAUCACACAAAAUAUAAUUUUGUGAAAAA
Ostrinia nubilalis (European corn borer) is the source of this 10937-nucleotide messenger RNA. RefSeq lists its product as uncharacterized. Bases 664 to 8181 code for a protein of 2505 amino acids. Gene Ontology annotation, molecular function: transcription coregulator activity; DNA binding; histone acetyltransferase activity. Gene Ontology annotation, cellular component: chromatin; nucleosome; MOZ/MORF histone acetyltransferase complex. Lineage: Eukaryota; Metazoa; Arthropoda; Insecta; Lepidoptera; Crambidae. The transcript has 12 exons. Gene Ontology annotation, biological process: positive regulation of transcription by RNA polymerase II; negative regulation of DNA-templated transcription; nucleosome assembly. The record is from RefSeq and is a predicted model, not a curated record.